Messenger RNA from Lathyrus oleraceus (garden pea), 528 nucleotides. RefSeq names its product MYB-like transcription factor ETC1. The coding region runs from base 114 to 347 and encodes 77 amino acids. Gene Ontology annotation, biological process: cell differentiation; regulation of DNA-templated transcription. The transcript has 3 exons. Lineage: Eukaryota; Viridiplantae; Streptophyta; Magnoliopsida; Fabales; Fabaceae. Gene Ontology annotation, cellular component: nucleus. The record is from RefSeq and is a predicted model, not a curated record. Gene Ontology annotation, molecular function: transcription cis-regulatory region binding.
UUUGAAUUAUCCAUAGAGUAACUUAAACCCCUCUCAAAUAUAUAUAUGCUUAUCUCAAUACAAGUUCCUGCACAUAUAAACUGAGUUAAAGUUAUCCUUUCACAGCCGAAAAUAUGAGUGACUCAAAGUAUGCAACCACUGCAAACAAUGGCCAGUAUGCAUAUGCAGAUCAAAUGAAACGAGAGACUGAGCUGGAAUUCUCCCCGGAAGAAGAAGAUAUCGUUGUAAAAAUGUUUAGAUUGGUUGGAAAAAGAUGGCAUCUCAUUGCUGGAAGAAUUCCUGGAAGAACAGCCGAAGAUAUUGAAAAGUAUUGGAAUUCAAAGUUCUCUUCAUCAACUGCGUGUUAAAUGCUGUAUAGCUGAUAUUCAUCUGCCUGAGUAUCAUUCUAAGUUCCUUUUACUUCUUACAAUUAAUAUGCAUGCUUUGAGAUUGUGUAACUUCUUAUGUAUUGAUUGUUAUAAUGAUCCCUACACCUGUAUCCACAAAUAUGUAUGAUUUAAUAAAGAUUUGUUAAGUGUUUUUUUUUUA